UUCGUUAAACGUAUUCAUUUGUGUUGUCAAAACACUGAAUUUUUUUUUUAAAUCAUAAUAUUUGUGUAAUUUUUAAGUGCUGUGAUAAAUAUAGGCAUGUCGUCAAACGAAUCCUCUCUGAGUCAACCACCUCCACCACCACCUGGAAUAGCAUUAAAUCCAACAAAGAAACAAUUUUCCCAACGAAAACAGCUUAAUUUGACUGAAUGCAAAUGGGCUUCUGCGUACCCAGAAAUACAAAAGGCUUGCUAUCUGGCAAGGGUAUCACCGUACAUAUCACCCAAAUCAUGUCGCUACAAAAACAUUCAGCCAAUCCUACAAGAAGGUCCCACUUGUGGUUUGGUUGCAUUGAGCAUGUUAGUCAAUGGUGCACCAAAUGCAGGCGACCUGUUGAAUUUGGCCCGAGAGAAAUUAUACACAAAAAAUGGUGAAAUGUUUAGUGCACUGAAUCUGUUUGAAUUAGUCAAAAGUGCAAUCAGCGAUGACAUUGGAACGAAUUUAAAACUAUUCGAGGGAAAAUUGAAUUGUCAUGAAAUCAAGCAGGUGUUACAGAGUGGUGGUUGUUUGUUGGUGCCUUAUGAUCCGGACUUUAACCAUGGACCCUGUGUGUUAAAUGGACGAAAGGCUCAUUGGGCAUUAAUUAUCGGUCACCUAAUUGAUGAUAACGGUAAAUUUUACGUCUUCUCUCGACAUGGAAAAACCAGGAACAUAGCAAUUUGGUCGCUGAAACUGUUAAGCGAAAGUAAUGCGAAUUUAAAUGAAUUUGAGCAGCCGAAGGGUUAUCCAGAUGCAGAGUUUCUAUUACCCAUGGGCGGAAUCGGAGGUGUGCUCGGCCUCAAAAAUAAAUGUAUUAUUGUGAACAAUGUGCCGAUCGAUGAGGUGGUCAUCAAAUAAAUGAG
This is a messenger RNA of Bradysia coprophila, 899 nucleotides long. RefSeq names its product actin maturation protease. Lineage: Eukaryota; Metazoa; Arthropoda; Insecta; Diptera; Sciaridae. The record is from RefSeq and is a predicted model, not a curated record.